Molecule: messenger RNA, 1272 nt
Organism: Ictalurus punctatus (channel catfish)
Lineage: Eukaryota; Metazoa; Chordata; Actinopteri; Siluriformes; Ictaluridae
Product: protein SCO2 homolog, mitochondrial
Exons: 2
Coding region: 160-1083 (307 amino acids)
Biological process (GO): mitochondrial respiratory chain complex IV assembly
Source: RefSeq, a predicted model, not a curated record
UUCGCAGGUCGGAGUUCACCAAAUUUGAACUUUGGAACGCAGCGUAAUGCGAAACUUCUUCGCAUGAAUCUUGCGUUUCCGGUGUCCAGCGUCCAUAUGAGUAUGAAUGGAAGUCAGUGGAACGAGAAGUGUAGAGUGACCGCCCCUUGAGGUCUGAAGAUGCUUGGUGUUGGACCUCUUGCCGGUUAUAGGACAUCGUGGCGCAUGCUGAGAAUCACUCCACAUGCCAGCCAAAAUCCAUGCCCUUAUGACUUGUUACAUUAUAUAUCGAGGGUGUAUAGCUGUUACACACUACACACAAAGAAGUGUCAAAAUAUGAAACAUGCACAUUUCAAGAGUCCUCAUUCUGGAGCGCUUCUGCCACAAUCAUUUGAGCAGCAGCGAGCUACAUUUUCUCAGGACAAUACCCAACCUCCAAAGUCUAGUUUCUCAGCCAGGAUAAAGCUCCGAACACGACUGGCCAUGACAUUACUUGUUGGAGGUGCUAUAAUUGGUACCUGGUGGUAUGUGCAUGAGGAAAAACAGCAGAAGCUACAGGUGCAGAGGAUAGAGCAGUUGAGGAAAGUGGCGAUAGGCCAAGGAGACUUCUGCUUGCUGGACCACACCGGUCAGCGAUGGACCAAAAAGGACUUCUUGGGGCAGUGGGUGCUCAUGUACUUCGGCUUCACGCACUGCCCUGAUAUCUGCCCUGAUGAGCUGGAAAAGAUGAGCAGUGUCGUAAAGCUGCUGGAUGAGUCAAACCUGCCCCAUGUGCAGCCAUUGUUUAUAACUGUUGAUCCUGAAAGAGAUGAUGUGGCUGCCAUGGCCAAGUACAUCAGAGAUUUCCACCCACGCCUGAUCGGAUUGACGGGCACACCUGAGGAGGUAAAAGAAGCUGGACGGGCUUACCGGGUUUAUGCAAGCGCUGGACCCAAGGAUGAAGAUGGAGAUUAUAUCGUGGACCACACCAUCCUUAUAUAUCUCGUUAAUCCAGAUGGCCUUUUCCUGGACUAUUAUAACCGAAUGAAAGAUGCCACGCAGAUUGCUGACAGCAUUCAUCAGCAUAUGAAGAAUUAUGUGACGUUAUUCCCUGACCAGCGUUAAGUGUGAUACAGGAAGAUUUGAUCACAUAUUGCAAACUAAAGUGUACCUGGAUAUGAGAGAUGGACUAGGCACUGAGUAAAUAAGCAGCAAAUAGAAACAGGCUAAAGACAAGUUAAAUUUAAAUAGGGCUGACAUUUUUAAAAUGUGCCACUGAUCAACUUAAAUAUUUAUGCUGGUCUUUUUUUUUUU